UCUUGAGCUAUGAUCCCUUAUUAUUAUUAUUAUUUCCAUGAUUAUUAUCGCUGCUAUUUGAUUUUAUUCCUUUGUUCCGAUUUUCUUUUCGGAUUUUUUAAAUUCAUUCUUAUUUCUGAUACCCAUGCCGCAUGUAUGCACCUGUCUAUUGCCUCCCUGCUCAUGUUAUUUGAGCUUUCAAUAUGUCCUUGCAAUUCUUGACCACCUCCAUCUGCCGGGACCCAUCUAUACAUGCAUUGGACUUGUGCUGUGUGGAUUCCAUACCGUCUUCUUGGUCUUCUUAUUUUCUGAUCAUCUGCCUUUCUUUCCCUUCACGCUCCUUCGCUCUCGCGCUCUCUUGUGAAACUACCUAACAGGUAGGCCGUGCUGACCUAUAGCGGUCCUUUCAGGUUUGCUACUUCUCCUGCCAUUCUGAUGAGUCCCACCGAUUCAUGCUCCGGUUAGUAUGGCUUCAGUUCUUUGUUCUCCGUUCAGUUCGCUAAAACAGCACCAACCCCAAAACAUAUAGAUACUUUCUCGCCCGCAUCUGGCUCAAUUUACUCUCAUUCACCAAGCAUACCCUAUGACAGAAUGCCCGACUUCAGGUCCCAUCGGGUUCCUCCCCUGUAAGCCAGAAUCUUCUCCCCACCACAUGGGUUCGCGUGCAUCAAUUGACGAAGGUGAUAUGUCCAGUCAACCGCCUGCGGGGAUGUCGUCGACCGUACAACCGCAGGGUACGGGGGGUGCCGGCAUCAUGAGAGACAGCUAUCCGGCAACUUAUACCCUUCAGCGAAGCACGUUUCCCUCACUUUCCAGUUUGAGCGACAUGUCACGGAUAUCGCCAUAUACGACCACGCCACGGGCUCUCGAUGGGACGGUGGACCGCCCGCAAAGUCUGCUUCUAGGGCAGCCUUCGAGUAUGAUGUUUGAUUCCCGGCUACACAACCCGACAGAUGCUCCUCCCUUUUCCGACACGGCCGUCCUUCAAUUCAUCGUCUCGGGGACGCAGACCAUCAAGCCGGAAAUUCAGGCCAAAAUCCACAAGGGGUUCUUCCUGGUCGACGACAAGUGGACUUGCUAUCGACGCAAUUACUUUUCCGUGUCCUGCUCGUUCUCCCUCGUUCCUUUCACGCAUGCCCCGCUUUUUCUCAAAUUCACAGAUCACUCGACGGAGCGGAUCCUAUCAUUUGCCAUGUCAAUAUCAGCGAUAGUGAACGCGCAGUAUGGCGAGGUCCGAGAACUGGUCCAGCACACCCCCAAGCGUGAUAAGCAGUCCGAGCGGAAGCCAGGGAAGGUGGUUUUGCAACCCUGUCAGCCGCCGCCAUUGGUUCUGGGCCACAGUUCCACAGGCAUUGGCAGCCAGCAUGGGUUCUCGUUAACCACUUCUCCCCCGAGUGGAAUGUCGGUCGACUACGCCGCCCCCUACAGCAGCGCUCCGCAGCCCGCGCACCCGCCCACGCAGCACACGUUUGAGCGGAUCCAGUUUCAGAAGGCCACGGCAAACAAUGGCAAGCGGCGGGCCCAGCAGCAGUACUACAACCUGGUGGUCGAGCUCCACGCGGAGAUCUCGAAUCCGGUGGGCGGCGAGGACACCCAAUGGGUGAAGAUUGCGCGAAAGCUCUCCCACCCAAUGGUGGUCCGUGGCCGCUCCCCGGGCCAUUACAAAGACGGCCGUCGCGACAGCUCGACGAGCAUGGACCCUAAUGGGGGGCGCGGUGGCUCGGGCGACGGCGUGCUACCUCCGGGCAUUGGACCUACACGGUCUCACUUGAUGAUGUCGUACGACACACCACGCAGUGGCCCACCCUACGGUCGGGCGGAUUACCAUCAUAUGCCUGCUCCCGACCGCUCGUCCCUAAGCGAAAGCCCGCACAUCUCGUCCUCGUCGUCAUCGGCCUUUGACAUCGAGACCUUGAAUGACUCCUCCAUGAACCCGAUGGAUUCCAUCAAAAGCACCUCCAGCAUGGAUUCCUAUCACGAUUCCGGGUUCGGAGCCAUGAACCGCAAGCCAGAAAGUCAGUAUCGUUUCAAUUUGCCCCCUUUCGGGUACGACGCUGUGUCUAAAAAUAGCGAGGAACCCGGCACCAGCUAUCCCGAGUCCUUUGAUUCGAUGAUUUCAAUGAUGCCCCAUGAACAGCACCAGCAUGAGUCCUCUCUUCAUCAUUUCAAACCUCCGAUGAAAAUUACACCGCCGGGGUAUCAUCAUACCACGGGGGGCUAUGACCCGGCCUGCCCUGCUCGGACCAGUGAUAGAGACACAGCGUCGUACCCGAAAGGGGGCAAAUUGAAAUGA
Molecule: messenger RNA, 2272 nt
Organism: Aspergillus melleus
Lineage: Eukaryota; Fungi; Ascomycota; Eurotiomycetes; Eurotiales; Aspergillaceae
Product: NDT80/PhoG-like DNA-binding family protein
Exons: 2
Coding region: 563-2272 (569 amino acids)
Biological process (GO): positive regulation of transcription by RNA polymerase II; meiotic cell cycle
Cellular component (GO): nuclear chromosome
Molecular function (GO): DNA binding; DNA-binding transcription factor activity
Source: RefSeq, a predicted model, not a curated record